AUGUCUAAUACUACCAACGCAGAUCUUGGUUCCCGCGAGAAGGGUCUCAAGCACAAAAAAAAAUCCCAAAAGAAAAAAUCCCAAAAGAAGGUGUCUCGACCCUGGUUCGUUAUUGCGAUCAUAAUCAAUAUCUUGAUGAUAUUGGUUUCCGCGUAUAUACUUUACAGUUGGCAUGAGUUCGGUCUGGUGAACGCUCGAUACAAGAAUUACAUUUUGGCAUAUGCAGGCGCUGAUGCCCUGGUUCGGGUCACACUCAUUUUACUGGCUUCGCAAAGACACGGGUCUGACUUUGCAGUACAAAAUGCGCUCGGGUUUCUAAUCGGGAGGGAAGACUAUUACCUUUUAUUCCAUUAUAAAAAACACAAACGUCAAAUGAUUCGUGAUGUCCUUAGAUUGAAAGCCGUAGUGGCUUGGUUCGCAAUAUGCGGAAUGAUUGGUUGGGUAUACGCAGUCAGGGCUGCCAUGGAUAAGCAGAAUACCAUUUUAUCUCUAUGA
Messenger RNA from Paraglomus occultum, 495 nucleotides. The record is from the annotation of a GenBank genome assembly. Lineage: Eukaryota; Fungi; Glomeromycota; Glomeromycetes; Paraglomerales; Paraglomeraceae.